Helianthus annuus (common sunflower) is the source of this 3298-nucleotide messenger RNA. RefSeq names its product receptor-like protein kinase. Lineage: Eukaryota; Viridiplantae; Streptophyta; Magnoliopsida; Asterales; Asteraceae. Gene Ontology annotation, biological process: protein phosphorylation. The coding region runs from base 180 to 3116 and encodes 978 amino acids. The record is from RefSeq and is a predicted model, not a curated record. Gene Ontology annotation, cellular component: plasma membrane. The transcript has 2 exons. Gene Ontology annotation, molecular function: protein binding; ATP binding; protein kinase activity.
UUCAGUUGGUCGGGAUAAGAUUUAAGAAUGGAAAUGGCGUUCCCAUAGCAUAGCAUAGAUCUAUCUACCCACACCAUGACAACAGAAUACUCCCUCCCCCUAACCUCAACCUCAAACUCAACCUCAACCACUCCCCUCCGCAUAUUCAUAACAAUGAAAUUGGGAAUUACAAAUUAGAGAUGAGGAGGAGUAGGAGGAGGAUAAAGGUUGAGUUAAUAAUAAUCUACUUUUCAAUGGUAGCCUUCUUCUACUCUGCCUGUAGCUUGAACUCCGAUGGUCAAACAUUACUGUCGCUGGCAAGCCACUGGGUUUCCGCUCCCCCAACCUGGAACGCUUCUCAUGACGAUCCAUGUGGGUGGCUCGGUGUUCUCUGCGACCCUGUUACUAACCUCGUCGUCUCUCUCAACUUAUCAGCCUCUCAUAUUGUUGGUGAACUGGGACCAGAAAUCUCCCAGUUGACCCACCUUAAAACAUUGAAUUUAAGCCUUAACACUAUCUCUGGUACCAUUCCUCCAGAAAUAGCCAAUUGCACUCGUCUUCAACAAUUGGACCUAUUCAGGAACAACUUUACAGGCUCGCUGCCUCGAGGCCUAAACAACCUUGCCAGCCUUGUCUAUUUAGACUUGUCUUUCAACCAAUUUGCUGCAGGUCUUCCAGCUGAGCUCGGAGAGUGUAGUAACCUGGAACAGUUUGCGGUUGUAGAUUGUGGCUUGACCGGUCCCAUCCCCUCUUCUUUUGGAGGACUCACCAAGCUCACUCUCCUUUACCUCUCCAUCAACCAGCUGUCAGGGAGCAUACCACCUGAGCUUGCCAACUGCUCCUCCUUGACUGACCUCCAGCUGGACCGGAAUCACCUGGAGGGUCCUAUUCCAAGUGAGCUUGGUAUGCUCAACUUGAAAACCCUUUAUCUGUUUGAGAACCGCUUAACAGGGGAGGUUCCCAUGAGUAUCUGGAAGAUUCAAACCCUGCAGAGCCUUCUUAUUUAUAGAAACCGUCUGUUUGGUGAGCUGCCCCUUGGGCUCGCCCAGCUGCCCCACUUGGAAGAGUUAACUCUCUAUGACAAUCAUUUCUUCGGCGUCAUACCCCAGACCUUAGGACUCAAUGCCACUCUCACCAACCUUGACUUUUACAACAACUCCUUUACUGGACCAAUCCCACCACAUCUUUGCUCUCGGAACCGCCUCGUGAAGCUGGUUUUGGGCUUUAACUCCUUCCACGGGGGUAUUCCUUCCCAGCUUGGCAACUGCACCAGCCUUAAAAGAUUGAUCAUAGAUAACAGUAAUCUCACAGGCCUUCUUCCAGACUUGGUUAAUAACCCAAACCUGCUAUACAUGGACCUUGAGGCCAACCGCUUCACUGGACCAAUUCCAGGAACCUUUGGUAAGCUUACUAAUAUCACAGAAAUCAAUCUCUCCAGGAACAGGCUUUCGGGUCCUCUACCUCAGGAGCUAGGAAACCUCCUGCACCUUCAGGCUCUGGACCUCUCCCACAAUGCACUGGAAGGUCCUUUGCCACCUCAACUGGCCACUUGCACCAGGAUGUUGAACUUUGAUCUAAGUCAUAACAUGUUCAACGGCUCCAUUCCACCUGCUUUGCGCACCAUGCCAGGGUUAUUGACUCUCGAUUUCAGCCAAAAUCAGUUUUCAGGAGGCAUUCCAUCUUUCAUAUCUCAAUUCCAAGCUCUCAUAGAUCUUCGACUCGCUGGAAACCCAUUAGGUGGAAGCCUGCCUUCCUCAAUAGUAGAGCUCAAGACACUUGUCACAUUGAAUCUCAGCAACAACGGUCUCACAGGUGAUAUUCCCUCAGGGUUCAGUAAGCUGGUGAUGCUACAGCAGUUGGACGUUUCUCACAACCAUCUAACUGACACUUUAGCAUCACUUUCAGAGCUUCGUGUGUUAACCGAACUCGACAUCUCAUACAAUCUCUUCACCGGUCCUAUACCAGCAAAUUUGCUGAAAGUUGUCAACUCUUCGUUUUUCGGAAAUCCAGGUCUUUGUGUCGAUUGCGGACAGAAUAACUGUAGCAGAAAUUUUAGACCUUGCACCAGUCGUUCAGACCGACAGAAAGGUCUUACCAGGUUCCAAACUGCAAUGGUGGCACUUGGGACGUCAGCAUUUUUGUUUGCAGUUGUUGUUGGACUUGGUUUCGUGUUCCAGGCUCGGAAAAGAGAAAAACAUGACAUCGAGGAAACAUACGAUGAUGCAGAGGAUAAAGGAGAUGGUUGUUUAUUUCACAAAAUAAUGGAAGCUACAGAGGAUCUAAAUGACAGGUACAUUAUUGGGAGAGGGGCCCACGGGAUUGUGUAUAAGGCUUCAUUGGGUCCUGAAGGAGUGUAUGCGGUAAAGAAACUAAUGUUUGGAAGCAGCAAAGAAGGAAGCACGAGCAUGGUUCGAGAGAUUGAGACGGUCGGGAAGGUGAGACACAGGAAUCUGGUGAGAUUGGAGGACUUUUGGAUGAAAAAAGAUUACGGUUUGAUAUUAUACAGAUAUAUGCAGAAUGGUAGUCUUCAUGAUAUUCUGCAUGAGGUACAUCCACCUCCAUUGUUGGAUUGGAGCAUUCGUUGCAAUGUAGCUCUUGGAACCGCCCACGGUUUAGCAUAUCUCCAUUUUGACUGCGAGCCACCUAUAGUUCACCGAGAUAUUAAACCCAUGAAUAUUCUUUUGGAUGAGGAGUUGGAACCUCACAUCUCAGAUUUUGGCAUUGCCAAGCUUCUAGAUCAAUCAUCUGCGGCGCUAAUGAGCGGCACACUGAGGGGCACCAUUGGGUACAUUGCUCCAGAAAAUGCAUUCACGUCAACUAAAAGCAAGGAGUCUGAUGUGUACAGUUACGGGGUUGUGUUACUGGAAUUGAUAACAAGAAAGAAGGCAGUGGAUCCUUCAUUUGCAGAUGGAGUGGACAUAGUGAAGUGGGUGCGGUCCGUUUGGAAUGAAAAGAGAGAUAUAGAGGAGGUUGUAGAUGCUGCAGCAGGUGAUUAUGGUGUACGGGAACAAGUGACCCAAAUGCUUGAGCUUGCUUUGAGGUGUACACAUAGCGAACCAAGCAGAAGACCGUCAAUGAGAGAUGUGGUCAAAGAAUUGGAAGAUGUGUAUGCAGCAAUCAGGAGCAAGCUUAAGUAGUAUUUUACAACCCAAUUUAAGUAUACAGAAUUAGAAGUAGUACAUUGUUUUGUAAUUAGCUUCUUUUAUAGAAAAAUAACCAUUACUGCUACAUGUUGGUUGAUACAACAACAAUUAGCUAGCUAUUUGUUGAUGAAAAAAGUGGUUUGAAGUUGAAAAGGCAAUAAGCAGUUAUUAAACAA